This is a messenger RNA of Balaenoptera acutorostrata (minke whale), 1637 nucleotides long. RefSeq names its product transmembrane protein 150C (gene TMEM150C). The record is from RefSeq and is a predicted model, not a curated record. Bases 436 to 1185 code for a protein of 249 amino acids. Lineage: Eukaryota; Metazoa; Chordata; Mammalia; Artiodactyla; Balaenopteridae. The transcript is spliced from 8 exons.
AGCUACUCAGAUGCCGAUGAAUACAGUUUUAUAACAGACUCAGACGAGACACUGGCAGGAAGAGAGCAACCUGGCGCUGGGAGGGCGGCCUUGGAGUCUCCGCUCAUUGCCAGGGUCAGAAGUUGGCCCUGUGUUUGCUCUUCACGAUGAAAGAAAACCGCGGGAGAGCGCUGAGCGGCGGAGAACUGCAUUCAGCCAGUGGGCACGAAAAUGAGUUUUAGCUGCUCUGUGCAAAAACCCUAGGUGUGUGGACAGAAGGGAGCCGACCAGAAGGUUACAACAGGUCAGGAAUAAAUAACCACCAGGCGGAGGAUCCCAGAUUCAGUCCUUCCUUUUGUUGAGUGAGGAGCGAGCGCCAGGCAAUCGCGUUCACAAAGGCUUUGGAAAGAAGCGGUUCCACCGUCCCCGCUCGGCUCCAGCCCCGGGGGUACAGGCAUGGAUGGGAAGAAAUGCAGCAUAUGGAUGUUUUUACCCCUUGUAUUUACCUUGUUUACAUCAGCUGGAUUGUGGAUAGUAUACUUUAUAGCUGUGGAAGAUGACAAAAUUUUCCCAUUAAACUCAGCUGAAAGGAAACCUGGUGUGAAGCAUGCACCAUAUAUAAGUAUUGCAGGUGAUGAACCUCCUGCAAGCUGUGUGUUUAGUCAAGUUAUGAACAUGGCAGCAUUCCUAGCUCUGGUGGUAGCUGUUCUGCGCUUCAUACAACUGAAACCAAAGGUUUUAAAUCCGUGGCUGAAUAUUAGUGGAUUGGUGGCGCUCUGUCUGGCUUCCUUCGGAAUGACCUUACUUGGUAAUUUUCAGCUCACAAAUGAUGAAGAAAUCCAUAAUGUCGGAACUUCCUUGACUUUUGGAUUUGGCACGUUGGCCUGCUGGAUCCAGGCUGCAUUGACACUCAAAGUAAACAUCAAGAAUGAAGGACGGAAAGUUGGGAUUCCACGAGUUAUUCUCUCAGCAUCUGUCACUCUCUGCGUGGUCCUCUACUUCAUCCUCAUGGCCCAGGGCAUCCACCUGUACGCAGCCAGGGUCCAGUGGGGCCUGGUCAUGUGCUUCCUGUCUUAUUUUGGCACCUUUGCUGUGGAGUUCCGGCAUUAUCGUUACGAGAUCGUCUGUUCCGAACACCAGGAGACUUUCCUAAGCUUCUCAGAAAGCCUGUCUGAAGCUUCUGAAUAUCAAACCGACCAGGUGUAACCCAUCAGUUUUUCCUUGCUGGCGAGGUGGGUGUAGCAGCAGGGGAGGGGCCAAGGCACACCCACAGGACUUGACACACAGCCUCAUGACACAUCGUAAACACAGGCACGUGCACACGCACACACACAUUCAUGGCCACGUUUGCCAAACGAGCGUUUCAGGGCGAGUUAUUUAACGAAAAAGCACAAGCCCUAUGUGUCGAAAUACACGCUGUUAACACUGAAAAUAUAAUGCACGACAGAGCAAGAAGCUUGUGCAUGAUCACCUCUCUUUUCCCCUCUCUCCCAACACCCCCUGCUCUUCUUGUCGUCUUCACAUAUUCCAGACAUCCUGAUCACCCUACCUUGGGCAGGCCAACUGUAACAUGGGAAUAACGCCAACUCCCAAAGUUGCCUUCAGAUCCAGAGGGCUUGGAACCAGCUCAUGAGGACAUUGUGAAUCUGGCACUAGGG